Messenger RNA from Lepisosteus oculatus (spotted gar), 6538 nucleotides. NCBI's taxonomy places the organism in Eukaryota, Metazoa, Chordata, Actinopteri, Semionotiformes, Lepisosteidae. The record is from RefSeq and is a predicted model, not a curated record.
GAAAACCAAUGCAUGCAUUAUUAAAACCCUCCCAUAGGCGGCGCCUUUUAGUAUAAAAAAGCAGCCUUGCUAGAAAAAAUCUGGAUUCUGUUCAAGAACAUCAGUUUAGUUAAGUCCAGGUAUAUUUUAGCUAUUAAAAAAGACAUAUACGGUCCGGAAAGCUCUUUGUAGUUUUCUAUGUUUUUUUUUAAAAGAUGCAUUUGUAGUGAUCAAAGAAAAUGAUAUGAAACGUACAGGCCAAUUGGCGUUUUGUGCUUUUUAUUAAAAUGUAUUUAAAACAAAAUUGAACUUUCAAGAAUCACCCACGAAAGCAAUGAUUUGACAUUUCAAUAAGUUAUGUUUAUUUUUGUGCGAUAUGUAUUCUCAUACACCCGGUAAUGUGAUGGAAACAUGCGUGUCUUAAUUCUCUUACGGAAUGUAUUAAAGAAUAAAUUGAUAAGAGAUGCUCAAAAGACGAGAUAUUGGACUUGAUGCCUUGCUCGGGCAUCCCUGAGACUGUGUUCCGGAAGAAUAGCUUCCUGUUUUGCCUCAGAUGAAAUUUUCAAGGGAAGACGGCGAUUUCGAAAAGGCAGCUCUCCACAACAGAUCAGCUGGGGCUCAAUCCAAGAUGUGUAGCGAGUGUUAUACCAACCAGACGUUUGUUUAUGAUGAUGGGACCGCGCAUAAAUACACAGCCAGAAGCAAUCAUGAGACCACGAUCUCAUUCCCAGAGUUCCAGUGGCGACAGGCUCUCACCUGAAACUGUGCAGAAGAACAGCAGCAGUAACGCUGGAGUUAUUCUGGAUAUUUCCAAUCUUAAAAUGACCGAGUUGGACUCGGAGGUGCCGCCGCUCCCGCCCCGAUACAGAUUUCGAGAUUUACUGCUGGGGGACCAAUCCUUUCAGAACGACGAUAGAGUGCAAGUCGAAUUUUAUGUGAAUGAAAACACCUUCAAGGAGAGACUGAAGCUUUUCUUUAUUAAAAACCAAAGAUCGAGUUUGAGAAUUCGACUAUUCAACUUCUCUCUAAAGCUGCUCACCUGUCUGCUCUACAUCAUACGAGUUUUAUUAGAUCACCCGGCAGAAAUCAGUGGAUGUAAUGUUAAUGAGAAUUGCCACAGCCCAAAUAGCACUGAAGGUUCACAAGAAAUCAACUGGCAUGUCAUAUUCUGGGUCAACAGAAGAGUGCCAGUGUGGGCAAUACAGGUUAUCGUUGCCUUAAUAAGUUUUUUAGAGGCUAUGCUUCUCACAUAUCUAAGCUAUAAGGGAAACAUUUGGGAGCAGAUCUUUCAAAUAUCCUUCAUUUUAGAGAUGAUCAACACUGUCCCUUUUAUAAUUACAAUAUUCUGGCCUCCAUUGAGGAACAUCUUUAUUCCAGUGUUUUUGAACUGCUGGCUGGCCAAAUGUGCACUGGAGAACAUGAUAAACGAUUUGCACAGAGCCAUUCAGAGGACACAGUCUGCCAUGUUUAAUCAGGUCCUUAUUCUCAUCUGCACGCUGCUCUGCCUGGUGUUUACAGGGACAUGUGGGAUCCAGCAUCUGGAAAGAGCUGGGAAAAACCUUUCUCUGUUCAACUCGUUCUAUUUCUGCAUCGUCACGUUCUCUACUGUGGGCUAUGGCGACGUUACUCCGCGGAUCUGGCCCUCCCAGCUGCUUGUUGUCAUCAUGAUCUGCGUGGCUCUCGUAGUGCUGCCACUACAGUUUGAAGAGCUGGUGUACUUGUGGAUGGAGAGGCAGAAAUCGGGUGGUAAUUAUAGCCGUCACCGAGCUCAGACGGAGAAACACGUGGUCCUGUGCGUCAGCUCUCUGAAAAUCGACCUUCUGAUGGAUUUCCUCAAUGAAUUUUAUGCACAUCCACGGCUUCAGGAUUACUACGUAGUCAUUUUGUGCCCAACAGAGAUGGACCUCCAGGUGAGACGUGUCCUGCAGAUUCCACUGUGGUCCCAGAGGGUCAUUUAUCUUCAGGGAUCAGCUCUGAAGGACCAGGAUCUCAUGAGAGCUAAAAUGGAUGAUGCAGAGGCCUGUUUCAUUCUGAGCAGUAGAAAUGAGGUGGACAGGACAGCAGCUGAUCAUCAGACUAUCCUGAGAGCAUGGGCUGUCAAGGACUUUGCACCAAACCGCCCUCUCUAUGUGCAGAUACUGAAACCAGAAAAUAAAUUCCAUGUGAAAUUUGCAGACCAUGUUGUGUGUGAGGAGGAAUUCAAGUACGCCAUGCUAGCCCUGAACUGCGUUUGCCCUGCCACCUCCACACUCAUAACUUUGCUAGUCCAUACCUCGCGGGGACAAACUCCCUUGGAAGCUUUAGACCAGAGACAAGGAGCAUACCACUCUAUAUUCAGGGAAGGCCAACAGUCUCCUGAACAGUGGCAGAGGAUGUAUGGACGCUGCUCGGGGAAUGAGGUCUACAGCAUCAGGCUGGGAGACAGCAAGUUCUUCGGGGAGUACGAUGGGAAGAGUUUCACUUAUGCCUCCUUCCACGCUCAUAAAAAGUACGGCGUGUGCUUGAUAGGAGUCAAGAGAGAAGACAACAAGAGCAUUCUGCUGAACCCAGGCCCCCGGCAUAUCAUGGCCUCCUCUGACACCUGUUACUACAUCAACAUCACCAAGGAGGAGAACUCAGCCUUCAUUUUCAAACAGGAAGAAAAGCACAAGAGAAUAGGAGUUGGUCCUGGGGGUCUUUACGAUGCUCCAUCAAGGCUCCCUGUGCACAGUAUCAUCGCCAGUAUGGGAACUGUAGCCAUGGACCUGCAGAACACAGAGUGCCGACCCAACAACAGCAGCAAGCUGGCCUUGCCUGCAGAGAAUGGAGCAGGCAGCAGGAGACCUAGCAUCGCGCCUGUCUUGGAGAUCGCAGACUCCGCCUCCAUUCUGCCAUGUGACCUAUUAAGCGACCAAUCAGAAGAUGAGACCACGCAGUCGGAUGAUGAGACAAUACCUGCUCCCGAGUACGUGAAAGGCUAUCCCCCGAAUUCCCCUUAUAUCGGGAGCUCCCCAACCCUGUGUCACCUGCUUCCUCAGAAAGCUCCAUUCUGCUGUCUGCGGCUGGACAAGGGCUGCAGGCACAACAGCUUCGAAGAUGCAAAGGCAUACGGCUUUAAGAACAAGCUGAUAAUCGUUUCAGCGGAGACAGCAGGGAACGGCUUGUAUAACUUCAUUGUCCCUCUGCGUGCCUACUAUCGCCCCAGAAAGGAGCUGAACCCCAUCGUCCUCCUCUUGGACAACCCGCCAGACAACCACUUUUUAGAAGCGAUAUGCUGUUUCCCAAUGGUCUACUUUAUGGCUGGAACUAUCGACAACCUGGAUAACCUGCUGCAGUGCGGAAUCAUCUAUGCCGACAAUCUUGUUGUGGUGGACAAGGAGAGCACAAUGAGUGCGGAAGAAGACUACAUGGCCGAUGCCAAAACCAUUGUCAAUGUGCAAACUAUGUUCAGGUUAUUCCCCAGCCUCAGUAUAAUCACAGAGCUCACACACCCCUCCAACAUGAGGUUCAUGCAGUUCAGAGCUAAGGACUGCUACUCUUUGGCACUUUCCAAACUGGAAAAGAAGGAGCGCGAAAAAGGCUCCAAUCUGGCCUUUAUGUUCCGGCUUCCCUUUGCAGCUGGGAGAGUGUUCAGCAUCAGCAUGCUGGACACGUUACUGUACCAGUCGUUUGUAAAAGACUACAUGAUACCCAUAGCAAGAUUAUUACUGGGCCUUGACACAACCCCUGGGUCAGGAUACCUGUGUGCUAUGAAGGUCACAGAAGAAGACUUAUGGAUAAGGACUUAUGGGAGGUUAUUCCAAAAGCUUUGUUCAUCCAGUGCUGAAAUCCCCAUAGGGAUAUACAGGACUGAGUCACACAUGUUCUCAACGUCUGAGUCACAGGAUAUUUGUGCUCAGUCUCAGAUCUCCAUCAACGUGGAAGACUGUGAGGACACCAAGGAGGUCAGGGAUUCCUGGAGCAAUAAAAGCACCCACAGGAACUCCACCUCCAGCGACCAAUCAGAGCACCCCUUGCUGAGGAAAAAGAGCAUGCAGUGGGCCCGGAGACUGAGCCGGAAAGGGAACAAGCCGGCGAGCAAAACCGAGCGCUUCAGCCAGCAGCGUCUGAACCUGUACCGCCGCUCCGAAAGGCAGGAACUUUCUGAGCUGGUCAAGAACCGAAUGAAACACCUGGGGCUGCCUACCACCGGCUAUGAGGAUGUAGCAAAUUUAACAGCGAGUGAUGUGAUGAAUCGGGUAAACCUAGGAUAUUUGCAAGUGAUACUCACAGAUGAAAUGAACGAUCACCAGAAUACCUUGUCUUAUGUUCUUAUAAAUCCUCCCCCAGAUACGCGCCUGGAGCUCAACGAUAUUGUGUACCUAAUCCGAUCGGACCCGCUGGCUCACGUCCCUAAUGAGCCUCAAGCGGCGAAAGGCAUAAUGAAACAAGACUUCGGGAGCGAGACCAGAGACGAGACCCAGCUCUGAAAAGGGCUCCCUUCCUCCAGCCCCAAACCGACCUGCUGCUUGUUCUGCUUGGCGAAGACGCCCUGGGAGUGCCUUGGACUUGACACAGCAACUGGCAGGGGGCAGCUGUCCGCUCUGAGACGGGGGAGAGGGCGGACUGGUGAGACGAGAACACGAAGGGGGGGAACCGAGAUGAGCAAGUGUCAGUUUGACAGACCCCUUCCACAAUGGCAGCACUUCUCUAAUCACUCUAAUCAGUGCGGUUGUGUGAGAAGAAUCCACACAACAGGCCCAGAAAAAAUGUGGGUUGGAGCAAGGCUUGUAUAAAAUAGUUGUUGACCUACUAAGAUGAUUGUGGGAAGGAAAACUUCGCACGGUGGUUACCUAAGUCAAAGAGCCAAUCACCAGGAAACUGGUGAGACCCCCCAGAGAGUAAAUGUUGCUAGUAGGUCACGCAGAGAACAAGACGCAUCUUUAACAGCCUUUUGCCAUGAUGCACCAGAUUUCUUAAAUUAUUUCACUAUUGAUUCUUUUGAGAUUAAUGAAAAACCACACAGCUGCGCCACACGAUUCAAUUUUCAGAGGUGUGUAUCAUUAUUUUGGCGUAGGUUAGAAUUUUUUCGCAAGCAACUGAGAAGUCUGUUGUCUUAACUGAUUUGGUUCGUGUAUGAUUCUUGUUAUUCUGUUAGUGACUUCAUCACAUAUCAUAGUAACAGUGGAACCCCAGAGUUCUAAGCACGUUUGGAAUGAGGGAAAUGCACAGUAUGUUCUUCUGAAAAAGGUCAUGGAUGUUCUUUCACAACUGAAAAUUCACAUAAUACACAUUAUAGUGAUUUGAAAAGCUUUAAGAAGAAAAAUGCCAAAUUGAAUCAUUUAAGUUGAUCUGUAACAUAACCUAUAUAUCCAAGCUUCCUUAACUUGUCAAAACCUUAUGCUAAACAGUCCCUUCAUUUUUUGUGCAAAACUAUUUUCUGCACGUACAGUGCUGUAUGUUAGUUUCCCCUCAGUUUCUCUUUUUAAAGUGCAAGUAAUCUUUUCUUUUCGGAUGUCUUAGUGUUCUGCUAUACAUGGACAAAAAUGAAAACAAAAUAAGAGCUUCGUUUUAAACUAUUUUAAAGCCUUCUUACUAAAAACAAACAUUUAAUACAUUUAAUCUUUAUCUUAAAAAUAUCCAAACUCACACCUCAUGAUCAAUUCUAGUCUGGAGAGUUAAGGAUUGUUGAAUAGUCUGUUGAUAACUAUGGUGUUCAUGUGUCUGAGAAUCUACUGUGUAUCAGCACACCUGUGUUAACUAGUGUGGCUCAGUGGUCUCCUUAUUAAAGCCUGUAUACUGUAUGUGUAUGCAUCACUAAGCCAUAUGCCAGCUGGUCUGUAUAUUGAGUGACAGGAUUAUAAUCAUCGUUGUCUUUAUCUUCUGCCUUAUUUAUUUCAAGUUAUGGUUAUAAAGUUUCAUUCCACUUUUUCUGGAGAAUCCUGUUGCCAGCCAAAUUGGUAAGUACUGUGGCUUCCAGAUUUAUUCAUGCUUUUGUCAAACAGUAGCUAAGGGUUAAUUAAGACAAUUAAAUGGUGGUGUACCUCAAGUGUGCCUAUCAACACUAAUCGAUAAAAUAUUUUAAAAUUGUAUGAAAUGGAGCAUUUAAUAUUGUAAGAACAGAACAUUAGAUUAUUUGCACAUAUUUCUAAAUACACAAUCCUAUAAUUUAACCUUAUCUUGUUCUUUAGAUUUUAGUUUCUUAGCAAAAAAAUUAAUAUGUCUGAACAGACAAAAUCAGAAGUUUCAUUAAUUUUGCUUUUAACUUCUGUUUAUCAAGAAUAUUAAUACUGAGCUGCUACUUUUGGUUGGUUUGAUUUAAUACUUUGAUUGCACACUGUUCCUCUGACUAUCAGCUAUCUAUAAUUUUUGCACCGUACUGUAUGUAGACUAAAACCCUGAAAUGAGGGAUUAGUAUCACAAACACUUUGAACUUGAGAAGACAAAAGGUCUCACUACUACAUUUUUAAAUCAUAGAUGAAACCUGUAACUGAUUACUUUUUAAGGGAGGAUGAGUAUGAUAUCUAUACCAGCAGCCAUAUCACCCUGCAACUCACCACUAGCAAACCACUGAAGCUUAGCAGGUGUGAGCCUGGUCAGU